Molecule: messenger RNA, 1942 nt
Organism: Pieris rapae (cabbage white)
Lineage: Eukaryota; Metazoa; Arthropoda; Insecta; Lepidoptera; Pieridae
Product: nose resistant to fluoxetine protein 6-like
Exons: 13
Coding region: 6-1889 (627 amino acids)
Molecular function (GO): acyltransferase activity, transferring groups other than amino-acyl groups
Source: RefSeq, a predicted model, not a curated record
UCAAUAUGAAGGUUCUAGUGUUUGUGAUUUUAUUGGAACUGUGUAAUGGACUCUAUUUAAAUGAUACAGAAUACUCCCGGAUGCCGCCAGUCUUUCAAAUGGACCUCUACGAAGACUGUACAUUAAAACCAAACGGAACUUACUGCUUGGUCCAAUUUGUCUUAGUAUCAGACACACAAAGUGAUCUUCUGGAUAUGAUAAACGAAUAUUCCAGUAACCAAAACACACGUUACAAUCAUAGCCUAUUACGUCAUGGUAUAUGCGUUCCAGAACAAUGUGGUAAUGCAAACAAAAAGGACCAAGUGUUGUCCCUAGAAGCAUGCCUAAAUGAUACAUACUGGCAAAAGUAUAAGUUAAAGACCAGAGUACUUCAACCGUUGCAAUGCAAUACAGAUGUAAAGGACCCUAUUGUUUUUACAGCUGAAAAUAUUGUUGUUUUAGUAAUUAUUGUUGUAAUUAUUAUCAUGAAUAUAGUUGGGACUCUGUAUCAUUCUUGUCUGAUAAAUAGCAAAGGUAACCGAUUUCUCAUGUGUUUUUCUAUUAAACAAAAUUUAUCCAAGUUACGAACUUCAAACACAAACUUAGAUAACGAGAAACAACAGUUAAAAUGUUUUCAUGGACUAAGAAUGCUGACGAUAUUGUGUGUAAUUUAUUUGCAUGCGAUGAUGAUAACUCGCAUUUUUCCGGAAAAUCCACGUUUUACAGAAAAAAUGUAUGAUAACGUGAUAAAUUAUGUAAUUUUUAACGGAACAGUGCUCGUUCAAACAUUCUUUAUUAUGGCUGGAUUCCUGUUGUCAUAUAAAUUAGAAAAAUUGUCAGAAAAACAAAAACUUACAUGGCAUUGGAUACCGAAAGGCAUAUUAUUUACACUACUAAGGUUAACUCCAUCGUAUGCUUUAAUUCUUGUAUUUACAAUAACCUGGCUUGGUUAUCUCGGUUCAGGACCAUACUGGCAGGUUGCCGUUAUGAGUGAGGUGGAGUGGUGUCGUGAAAGCUGGCUGUAUAAUUUGUUCUAUUUAAAUAAUUAUGUGAAUCCCAAUAGAUGUAUGUAUCAUUCAUGGUACGUGGCCGCAAAUGUCCAAUUAAUGAUACUGGGGUACUUUGUCUGUGUAUUGGCGAGAGGAACAUCAGCAAAGAAAUGGACUAUAGGCAUUCUAAUUGUUAUUGGCACAAUUAUACCAGCUGCUCACACAUUCUACCAAGACUUGGACGCUGUAUUGUUUGUAUCUCCUGAAUUGGCCUCAACAUAUUUCAUGAACCCGACCUAUGUUUAUGUUUACACUCGCGCUCACAAUAAUAUACCAGAUUUUGUGAUGGGUAUCGCAUUGGGAUACUAUACGCACUACUUGGAAAAGGAAAAAGUUGAUUUAGCCAAAUUUCAGAAAUAUAAAUUUUUAUUUACAUUACCGCUACCAAUGAUAAUCGCGCUAUUAUUAAUCGGAUUUGCAUUUAUAAACGGAGCAUCUGUAUACGCCCGAGCUUUAUAUGCUGGCCUAAUUAAACCACUAUACGGUGUAUUUUUAUGUAUGAUGAUAUUUGGAUCGAUUUUCAAACUGGAAAAUACUUGGAGACCGAUACUGGAAUGGAAUAUGUGGCAAGUACCGUCAAAACUCACAUAUGUCGUAUAUCUUAUACACUUGACCGUAACACGUUUUAUACUAGGACACAACGCAAUGGUGUACACCAACUCUUUAUUAAAUAAGGCCCUGGUUGCAUUUGGAGUUGCUAUCGCAGUAUUCCUACUGUCUAUCCCUCUUUGGGUGUGCUUCGAGGGGCCAAUUAUCGAGUUAUGUAAACUGCCAUUCGCGAAAAAAAAGGAAAAAAUUGAAGUAAUUGAUGAUAACUAUACUGUCAAAAUUGAGGAAGCGACCAAAAAUACGUCAAAUUAAUGUUAUUCAACAUAUUAUUUAAAUAAUACUUUUUUACUUUAAUAGAGAUAAUU